AUGAACAGAAUCUCUGCUGCCUACAAAGGCACAGGGCUUUCAACAUGGCCGAAUAGAGGAGCUAUUCAGAAAAAAUCAACUGAAAACACAGAUUCUAAUGAUAAAGAAAGUAGUGACCAAUCUGCCACCCAACACAGAAGGCAGAUGGACCUACUGGAUAAUGAAGAAGCUUUCUACCAAUUUGUAAAUAACUUGAGUGAAGAAGAUUAUAGACAUAUGGGAGACAAUAAUUUGCUAGGCACCCUUGGUGAAAGUACUGAGGAAGAGUUGUUGAGAAGACUACAACAGAUGAAAGAGGUUCUACCACCACAAAACUCAAACGGAAAUAGAUCAGGGGGAGAUUCUUCAGAUGAUGUGUCUGAUAGCAACUCCAUAAUAGACUGGGCUAAUUCUGCCAGACACACUAGAAAUAGGACAAGAAGUAGUCCAAGAAGAGACCGAGCUCGGAGAGAAGUGAGCCAGAGUGAUCCAUACAACGGUGAUUUCAGGUUCACUUUAGAGAUAAAUGUUAACCAAAAUAAUAGGAGCCAUAACCUGGAGAAUGAAAAUGAAUCAUCUUCAAGACAUUCUAGAGGAGAAAUUACAGGAAACAACAGCCAAAGGCAAGUGGAAAAUCCACCAUCUGAUUCAGGGCCAUCUAGGUCACGAAGAAAUUCAACUGAAAUAUUCACAGUAACUACCAGAAGCCAAAGGAAGGCAAAAAGCAGCACAGACCACCCGACAAGAGCCAGAGCUGAAAGGAGAAGGUCAACUCUGCAUCCAACAAGGGAAAUUUCAAGAAGAUUUCAUCACAGUCUUUCAUCUCAAGUUUUUGUGCAUGUAGAUGACAUAGAGGGACGUUCCAGAAGCCGGCGCCAGGUGACAUUGAGACAACAAGGAAUUGGGCUUAUGUUGCCCAAUAGAGGUCUUUUUGCAGCUUCUGGAAGGAGAUAUGCCCCUCAAGGAGCAAGCUCUUCAGACACAGCCAGCAGUGGGGAAUCCACAAGAUCGGGGUAGAGACCUCCAAACAUAGUCUUUGGUCCUCCUGUCAGAAGAGAUCAUGUCGGAGCACGUCAACAGAGAAAUAGCGUAGCCAGCAGAAUUCGGUUGAGGUCUCAGACUCCAAAUAACACUGUUAUUUAUGAAAAUGAACUUUUUAGACCUGUAUUUUCACAUUCUGGGCGGGCAGAUGUGAGAUCCUAUAUUGGUACAAUGAGAUUUCCCGUUUGCCGAAUCUUAAAUACUGGCUUAAGUGAGAACAAUAUGUCUGAUGCAAUUCAGACUAUGUUAAGGCAGAUUAUGAGAAGUUACGGUGAGCUAAACUACUUUAAUUACAGUGAUAGCCAUUCAGAACCUAGUGCUUCCAUCUCAAGUGGAGUUAUGGGAAGGUUAGAGUCACAGAAUGGAAGAGGGACUUCUCGUGGUGGUAGCAGCUCUGGGUCCAGUUCAAGUUCCAUUUCGAGUUUCAGUUUGAGUUCCAGUCUCACUUCCAGCUCCAGCUGUGAAAGUACAGAAACUAAUUCAGAGUUGUCUGAAGGCAGUAAUGAAGAAGGUUCAUCAAGUGCCAGGCGAGAGGGUCGAAGUAGAGCCUCGGUCACAUUUGAUGAAAGUGGCUCUUUACCCUUCCUUAGUCUGGCUCAGUUUUUCCUCUUAAAUGACGAUGAUGAUGACCAACAGAGUGGACUCACCAAAGAACAAAUCGACAGCUUGGCCAUGAGAAGUUCUGGUGAAAAUGAUGAAUUAAAAACCUGUAGUGUUUGUAUUAGAGAAUAUACAGAAGGCGACAAACUUCGGCAACUACCUUGUUCCCACGAAUACCAUGCCCACUGCAUUGAUCAUUGGUUAUCUGAGAAUUCAACCUGUCCUAUUUGUCGCAGAACAGUCUUAACUUCUGGUAACAGGGAAAAUGUGUAAUUAACUGAACUCUCAGCUAUGUAUCUGGUGUAGUGAUGGGCAAACAGGAAUUACUUGCUCUGUGUUCAUGUUUUGAGUGGUAAUUAAGUGUAAAGA
Fukomys damarensis (Damara mole-rat) is the source of this 1989-nucleotide messenger RNA. RefSeq names its product E3 ubiquitin-protein ligase RLIM-like. Gene Ontology annotation, molecular function: ubiquitin protein ligase activity. The transcript has 3 exons. Gene Ontology annotation, cellular component: cytoplasm; nucleoplasm. Gene Ontology annotation, biological process: ubiquitin-dependent protein catabolic process; random inactivation of X chromosome; protein ubiquitination. NCBI's taxonomy places the organism in Eukaryota, Metazoa, Chordata, Mammalia, Rodentia, Bathyergidae. The record is from RefSeq and is a predicted model, not a curated record.